GGUGUCACCAUGUCUCAACAUCACUCAGAGUCAGAAGAGCUCGAACUGCCCGUACUUGGUCAAACGUACACACCAGGACAAGCAAUUGAAUCUUUCAUUUGGACAGUAACAGCGAAGACAACGAAGGCUAACUUACACGAGAAGCUCAAGAGCUAUGACAGGCCAACCCGUGGCAAUCGCACGGAGAUGUUGGACAGACUUCGUCAGUUUUCCAAUGACCGAGACGAGUGGCUGAGGAUUGAGGAGGUGUUCGGAAUCGAAGAACAAACAAUUACGUACAAAAGCAAGAAGAGCGCAAAUUGCACACAACGGGCGCUCCAGGAUGACAAUCGAGCUGCAAAUUCAGCAUGGCGAAAAAGCUGCCACCAACAAAUUGCCUCGACAACCGAAGCUGAAGAACGUCCGCAACAGGAUGCUUUUGCUGUUCGUAUGCGGAAAGUGGAUUCCAACAUGUCAUCUGUGCGAGAGGACCUCAGUAAUGUCGAAAAUCACGUCAGUGUUCUCACAUCGCACAUUCUCGAUAUGAAAACACUGAUGAAAUCAAAAGAUAAAGAUACACGCACCUUACACAUGGAGACUCGAAGCUCUGGGUGCCAUAACACAGUUGUCCAGUCCCACGCAGAAGCACGCAUUGUCAGCAACAAUGCGCCGUCCAAACCUCGCACAAUGAUGCAGACAGCAUCCACAUCUCUGCCUCCAGAGGUAAUCCCCCCCGAAAACCUCGGAAUCGCGCACCUUGGCCAAGAGCAGUUUUUGUAUGACAGGACAACUGUGCCGUCACCUCCUACAGUCCACCUCUCGAAAGAUAUUAACCGGCUGUGUGAAGAAUGGGAGGAAUCGAACUUACUUGUUGUCAACGGUCAUGGAAUCCCUGUCAAGUAUUGGGGUGAGUUCUACAAGAAAGGAAAGGGUGUCAAGACUGCAGCAUGGGAUGCGCUUCGAGUAGAAUGGGGAAAUUGGAAGAUCCUGAACUGUCUCGCAGAGCACCGAGUCUCUGCUGCUGCCCGAGACGCUAAAGAUGCGUGCGAUUUUUUUGGUGGCAACCUCGACCACCCACUGGCCCGCAGUGCCUUUUGCUACACAAAAGGUGGCAGGGCUUACUUGUCGAGCAAGGACGACACCGUUGCAAAAAAGUGGCGCGAGCUUCUGAUGACAUGUCCUGACAUUGUCGAACAACGGACACGCCAAAUCUUCGGUGGACCACAACCCUGA
Messenger RNA from Suillus discolor, 1212 nucleotides. RefSeq lists its product as uncharacterized. Lineage: Eukaryota; Fungi; Basidiomycota; Agaricomycetes; Boletales; Suillaceae. The transcript is spliced from 5 exons. The record is from RefSeq and is a predicted model, not a curated record. Bases 10 to 1212 code for a protein of 400 amino acids.